Messenger RNA from Eleginops maclovinus (Patagonian blennie), 2765 nucleotides. RefSeq lists its product as uncharacterized. Lineage: Eukaryota; Metazoa; Chordata; Actinopteri; Perciformes; Eleginopidae. The transcript has 5 exons. The coding region runs from base 426 to 1187 and encodes 253 amino acids. The record is from RefSeq and is a predicted model, not a curated record.
CCGGCCCAGCCCACCACCAGUACCAGCACCCCUCCUCCACUCUCAGUCACUCACACACACUCUCUUUUCGCUCUCCUGCUGUGUGCCAGUCCCUCUCUCCCCCUCCACUUCCUCAAAGUGGCCACAGCUCCUCUCUUUUCUCUUGUCCUCUUCACAUCCCUCCACCACUCUUUCUUCCUCCAGUAGAGAGCAACUGCCUAUUCCUCCUCAACUCUGCCAGUUAAACGGAUCUCAGGCCGCUUCUUUCCCCUGACGACUUUAUCUUUAUUCUUGACCUUUUUUUUGUUGGGUCCUUCAGCCCUUCCCGUCCGGAGAGGCCGGUUGGUGUGUGUGUCUGGCGUGUGUGCAAGGGCUCCGGUGUCGUGCUCUUUGCCCUGAGGGAGUCCCCUAAAGGUUGUGACUGGAGGAGAAAACUUUUCACCACAAUGAAUGUUCAACUGCUGCUCCUGUUGGCCCUGGCUGGCCCUUUCUGCGCCUUCACACAUGCAAGCCCCACAGAGAUCCCCUCAGACCUGGGUGUUGUCGAUGAGAUUGUAGAGGACGUGGUCCCUGAUGUCACCGAGGCUCCAAAAGAGGAACUCUCUGUUUUCACCGGUCCUCCUGCAACUGAAGCAGCAGUGGCGGCAGCUGAAGAAGAAGUGGCAACAGAAGCGCCCCUGGUAGCAGAAGAAGAAGUAGCAACAGAAGCAGCUGUAGUAGCAGAAGAAGAAGUCACAACAGAAGCAGCCGUAGUGGAAGACGUUGUAGAAGCUGUCACAGAGGAGGUGCUUCCUGCAGUUGAAGUCAACACUGAGGAGGCCGUCGUUGAGACAGAGGCUGCUGCUACUGAAGCCCCAGAGGCCCCAGAAACCCUCGUCACCGACCCCGCUGUAGUGGACACCGCAGCCGCCACUGAGGCAGCGGUGGAAGAGGACGUUGCGACAGAUGCCGCCGUGGUAGAGGGGGGAGACGAUGUGGUCGUUGAAGGAGGCACAGAGGAGGGCCUGAGUUCUGGCACAGUGGUGGGCAUCGUGAUUGGCGCUCUGUUGGCGAUGAUUAUCGUCAUUGCCGUGGUGAUUGCUGUAGUGAGGAGAAUGGGAAAAUACUCGUCUGCCAAGAACAAAAAACCCGGGAAGAGCGUUAUGGUUUCUCCCUUGAGGAAAAAGUCGGCCAAGCAGCCUGAGCGCACAAAGUUCUGGAAAUUCUGAACUACUGAACUGUGACGUCAUUCGCGAUCAUUAAAACAAGCACGACACCAGAACUAAACUAAUCUAACCAGGACUCUGGACUGUUGCCAAAAAAGAGGGGGAGGGAGGCUUGUGUGUGUUAAUGUAUGUACUGUAUGUAUGGGAGACAAAACAUCCUCACCUCCCCCCGCUACCUUCCUGACCUAUCCACCCCCCCCCCCGCCCCCCCCCUCUCUCCCUCCCCCAUUCCCCCAACCCCCAACCCAGGAGCUGAUAAAUAAAACGCUCUGUCCUCCCCUACUCCCCUGGAGAGAACAAAACAAGGUGACGACAGGAUGUCACACAGAAUUUGAGGCCUUUUCAAAUGUUCAAUCAAACAAACUGUAGGAAAGAUGGGGUGGGGGUGGGGGUUAUCUGACUACUAGGGAUUAAAUCUCUCUCCUUUUUAAAGAGUGACUGAUUGAGAUCGGCAUGAAAGGACAUUAAAAAUGGAAAGUACUGACAAAACGAAAUGGAAAUUUAGAACUCAUUGAAGGUGAGAGCAGGAGAGGAAGCAGGAGAGACUGCUACAAAUUCCACAGAAUGUAUAUACAAUGCAAGGGGACUACACAGUAUUCAGCUAAUGACUUUCUCAUAUGUUGCAGUUGCAUAGGCUAGCGUUUGAUCAUAUGGAAGAAUACACAGUACAAACAGGCAGCCCCAGGCUAUUGUUGUGGCUAACAGACCUUUAAAGAAACCCUAUGCACCAGUUAAACACAUAAUCCCAUAUAGCCAGAUAUGUUGGCCAACUGUAUGAAGCACUGUGUGCAGAAGUUGUUUUGACAUUAUAACACACUCGUGAGCUCUGAGGGCUAGCAGAAAAAGAAAAGCCACCCUCAUUUACAAGAGUAACGUGACAUUCUGCCCACUUUAACACUGACAUAUAAAAACCUAAUACAUAUCUGUGAAAUUUAGCAGAAGGGUUUGUGCCACUGUCUCUGGUAUUCUCUAGGUAGUUCGGGGGAUUUUAACUUUUGAAGUGCAUUAUUAAUGUGAAUUACUUUUUAACUGCCACCCAUUCCAAAAGAAAACAGCUUCCAUGACUUCUUUCCUUAUAAAGGCUUACACACAGCCAGUGGUUAUAUGACAACUUUAUCUUGACAGUGUAUUCAUAGUACUUCUGUUGAUAGUUAGUUUAUCAGAACAGCCAUCCGGUCUUUGAAUUGAGCUAACCCCAGAUUGCGUGCACAGGAUGACAUUUUAUAGUUGCACUUGUAGUUUAAGUGCACAGUGUUAGGCAGCAAUGCCAUGUUUUGUAAUUUUUUUUGCAAUUGUAAGUGUGCUAAAUGGGUGUACAAAUAAUGAAGUCUCAGCUUCGCUCCGCUUGCUUUACAAACUCGUUUAAUAUGUGCACUGAAUGAGUGAUGUAAUGUUUAAUGAAUAGGCUUUUAGACACUGCAAAUGUUUGCAACGACAUGUCUUUGUUUCCCCUCCUCUGCUUCGCCACAUAUUAUCAGUUCUAGGUCUUUAAUUUGUGCCAUCUGAUUUGUUUGAUCCCUUUUAUUUAAUUGCAGUGUUUUGUUCAUACUGUUUCAAUAAAAAACUGAAAACACUCUGAAA